UAAAAAAAGGUUCAUCCAUGAAAACAGUCUAAAGAAAGAAGCCACACAUUUUACAGAGAGAUUGAGGAGAAAAUCUAGAGAGAGAAAGUAGAGAGAGAGAGAGAUAAUUCAUACAACAGAUAUGUCGUUCGAUACGUUCAGCGUCGACGGUGAAGAAUCCACCACCAUCCCUCCCUCCGCUGGUCAAUUCGACGAAUCAUACUUCGAUAACAACAACGAUUCAUACUCCAACUUUUCCACCGCCGAUACGCCGUCGUAUCAGUUCCCCGCUGACGGCGACCACGUGGACAGUCCAGAUCCCUACGGAUUCGGAUCCAAUCCGGAUCCAGAUCAGGAUCCGUUCUCUCAACCGCCUCAGUCCUCUUCAUCGAUUCCGAUCUCUAACGGCGUCAAUCAGAGUUAUGAUUUAGGUGAAGAUGCUGACGGAAUAUUCAGUUCUGACGGUCCGGUGCUUCCGCCGCCUAGUGAGAUGCGAGAAGAAGGUUUUGCUCUUCGCGAAUGGAGGAGGCUGAAUGCAAUUCGACUAGAGGAGAAGGAGAUGAAAGAGAAGGAGUUAAGAAGCCAGAUCAUUCAGGAAGGUGAAGAGUAUAUUAAAGCUUUCCAUGAAAAGAGACUGAAAAACAUUGAAACAAACAAGCUCACCAAUAGAGAAGGCGAGAAGAUGUAUGUCGCAAAGCAAGAAACAUUCCACAAGGAAGCUGAUAAACAAUACUGGAAAGCAAUAGCCGAGCUGAUUCCUCGUGAGGUUCCUAACAUAGAAAAACGAGGCAAGAAAGAUAAAGACAAGAAACCGUCGAUUACCGUUAUUCAAGGACCCAAGCCCGGAAAGCCAACUGAUCUAUCAAGGUUGCGUCACAUCUUGGUGAAACUGAAGCACACCCCACCCGCCCACAUGGUCCCACCACCACCACCACCUGCCGCCGCCAAAGACGGCAAGGAAGGUGACAAAGAUGAUAAAACAGUUGCUAAAGAUGGAAAAGAUGAGGCUAGUGCUGCUUCGAACGGUACUGUUGAAGCCCCGGCUGCCGCACCUAUUGAACAACCUGCCGCCUAAACACAAAAUCUUUUUCUGAUAUGAAAGAUUUUAGAUAGUUUUUCGUCAUAAUUUUUCAUCUAUGUGUGGACGCAGAGGAUUAAUCGGCUGUACUGUGUUGCUUUGUUUGGUAGAACCGGGUGUUGUUUCAAGUUUGUUAUUACUGUUUGUUGCUUUUGAUGUUAAUGGUGUUAAGACAUGAUUUUUUUUACCUGCUUUAAAUUUAUUUUUAA
Molecule: messenger RNA, 1266 nt
Organism: Helianthus annuus (common sunflower)
Lineage: Eukaryota; Viridiplantae; Streptophyta; Magnoliopsida; Asterales; Asteraceae
Product: clathrin light chain 1
Exons: 3
Coding region: 122-1054 (310 amino acids)
Biological process (GO): clathrin-dependent endocytosis; clathrin coat assembly; intracellular protein transport
Cellular component (GO): clathrin coat of trans-Golgi network vesicle; clathrin coat of coated pit; plasma membrane
Molecular function (GO): clathrin heavy chain binding; structural molecule activity
Source: RefSeq, a predicted model, not a curated record